Molecule: messenger RNA, 5218 nt
Organism: Trichosurus vulpecula (common brushtail)
Lineage: Eukaryota; Metazoa; Chordata; Mammalia; Diprotodontia; Phalangeridae
Gene: MFN2
Product: mitofusin 2
Exons: 20
Coding region: 489-2762 (757 amino acids)
Biological process (GO): mitochondrion localization; mitochondrial fusion
Cellular component (GO): mitochondrial outer membrane
Molecular function (GO): GTPase activity; GTP binding
Source: RefSeq, a predicted model, not a curated record
GACGUCACCGACCAGCGCCCAGCGGAGCCGCAGGGCCUGGACGAGAGGCUGCUCCCCACACGCGCUGGGGUAGCUCUGGACCCUCUCGGAGCUAGUGAAGAUCUUCGGGUCAGGUCUGGAGGCUGACUCCGGAGCGGGAAGUCGGGGCGUGUGUGUGGUGGGGGCGGGGAGCGGACGACGCGCCCUUCCUCUCCACGGGCUGACGCGGCCUGAUGAUGUCACGGCGCAUCAUGGCGGCGGCGGCAGCUCAGAGAAGGUGAAGUUUUGGGGCCCGGGUGGAUUCAAUGCAGCAGCAGCCUGUGAAAGUGAGAAAUGCCCGGAUCCUUCCCUUCUUUUCCAGGCCAGCACAGUUCAUGAUGUCAGCCUUGUGAAAACAAUCCAUCUCUGGAAAACUUCUCCUUCUCUGUAUCAGUUACAUUGGUGGACGGUCCUGUGGAUCCCUUUUUUCCCUUUUCCUGCUAGAAGUUGCUCUGCACAAAAUUGGCGCAAUGUCCCUGAUCUUCUCUCACUCCAGCCCCAUUGUUUCAAUCAAGAAGGACAAAAGGCACAUGGCCGAGGUGAACGCGUCUCCGCUCAAGCACUUUGUCACCGCCAAGAAGAAGAUCAAUGGCAUUUUCGAGCAGCUGGGGGCAUAUAUUCAGGAGAGCGCUACGUUCCUAGAGGACACGCAUAGAAAUGUCGAACUCGAUCCAGUCACCACGGAAGAGCAGGUGCUGGAGGUGAAAGCCUACCUGUCCAAAGUGAAGGGCAUCAGUGAGGUCCUGGCCCGACGGCACAUGAAGGUGGCCUUUUUUGGCAGGACAAGCAAUGGGAAGAGCACCGUGAUCAACGCCAUGCUCUGGGACAAAGUCCUCCCCUCCGGGAUCGGCCACACCACCAACUGUUUCCUGCGGGUGGAGGGCACAGAUGGCCAAGAGGCCUUCCUGCUCACCGAGGGCUCUGAGGAGAAGAAGAGCGUCAAGACGGUAAACCAGCUGGCCCACGCCCUUCACCAGGAUGAGCUCCUAAAUGCUGGCAGCCUGGUGAGUGUGAUGUGGCCCAAUUCCAAGUGUUCUCUUCUGAAAGAUGACUUGGUGCUGAUGGACAGCCCUGGGAUUGAUGUCACUACAGAACUGGACAGCUGGAUUGACAAAUUCUGCCUUGAUGCAGAUGUAUUUGUAUUGGUGGCCAAUUCAGAGUCCACACUGAUGCAGACGGAAAAGCAGUUCUUCCACAAGGUGAGCGAACGCCUUUCUCGCCCCAACAUCUUCAUCCUCAACAACCGAUGGGACGCCUCUGCCUCAGAGCCAGAGUACAUGGAAGAGGUCCGGAGGCAGCACAUGGAGCGCUGCACCAGCUUCCUGGUGGAUGAACUGGGCGUGGUGGAUCGGGCCCAAGCUGGGGACCGCAUCUUCUUUGUGUCUGCCAAGGAGGUGGUCAAUGCUAGGAUCCAGAAAGCUCAAGGGAUGCCAGAAGGAGGAGGCGCCCUGGCUGAAGGGUUUCAAGUGAGAAUGUUUGAGUUUCAGAACUUUGAGCGGAGGUUUGAGGAGUGCAUAUCACAGUCAGCCGUGAAGACCAAGUUUGAGCAGCACACUGUCCGAGCCAAGCAGAUGGUGGAGGAUGCGCGCCUCAUCAUGGAUUCUCUGCAUGUGGCCGCGCAGGAACAGCGAGUUUACUGCCAGGAGACACGAGAAGAGAGGCAGGACAGGCUGGGAUUCAUUGACAAGCAAUUAGAACUCCUAACUCAGGACUACAGGAUUCGAAUUAAGCAAAUCACAGAGGAGGUGGAGCGACAGGUGUCUAAUGCAAUGGCUGAAGAGAUCAGGCGCCUCUCCGUGCUGGUAGAUGAAUACCAAAUGGACUUUCACCCCUCUCCAGUGGUUCUCAAGGUUUAUAAGAAUGAGUUACAUCGCCAUAUUGAGGAGGGGUUGGGCCGUAACCUGUCUGACCGCUGCUCCAAUGCCAUCACUGGGGCCCUGCAGACCAUGCAGCAGGACAUGAUAGAUGGCCUGAGACCUCUCCUCCCCGUAGCCCUGAGGAGUCAGAUAGAUAUGCUGGUCCCACGACAGUGCUUCUCACUUAGCUAUGACCUGAACUGUGACAAGCUCUGUGCCGACUUUCAGGAAGACAUUGAGUUCCACUUUUCUCUUGGAUGGACUAUGCUUGUGAAUAGGUUUCUGGGACCAAAGAACAGUCGCCGGGCCUUGAUGGGCUAUAAUGACCAGAUUCAGCGUCCCAUACCUUUAACUCCAGCAAACCCUAGCAUGCCUCCCUUGCCUCAGAACUCUCUCUCCCAGGAAGAGCUCAUGGUUUCCAUGGUCACUGGCUUGGCCUCCCUGACCUCCAGGACCUCUAUGGGGAUCCUCGUUGUUGGAGGAGUGGUCUGGAAGGCAGUGGGCUGGAGGCUGAUCGCUCUUUCUUUGGGACUCUAUGGCCUUCUCUACGUCUAUGAGCGCGUGACGUGGACCACCAGAGCCAAGGAGAGGGCCUUCAAGCGCCAGUUUGUGGAGUAUGCCAGUGAGAAGCUGCAGCUCAUCAUCAGCUACACUGGCUCCAACUGUAGCCACCAGGUCCAGCAGGAGCUGUCUGGGACCUUUGCUCACCUGUGUCAACAAGUGGACGUGACCCGGGAGACUCUGGAACAGGAGAUUGCUGCCCUGAAUAAAAAAAUUGAGGUUCUUGAUUCAUUGCAGAGCAAAGCCAAGCUCCUCAGGAAUAAGGCAGGUUGGCUGGACAGCGAACUCAACAUGUUCACCCAUCAGUACUUGCAGCCAAGCAGAUAGUGUGGAAAGCUGGGAGCUCCAGGAGGUGUGAAGAGUGGACGUUGGGGCCCAGACUGAGGCGAACAGUGGGAGGGGCCUCAGGCCAAGACACAAGCCAAUCCUUGUGGGUAGCAGCCACGUAAAUGAUAGCACCCCAAUUUCUGAUAUGGCGUUGAACCUUUAAACGCUAGUUAUUUAUUACCCUUCCUUUGCCUGCUCCUGAGAUUAGAUGGCUUGCAAGAAGAAUGUCUGUCUCCAUAUGCUUAAAGAAGAGUUUUUCUUGUAAAGAUAGCUGCAGAUGGUACUGAGGUUUCUUUAAAUUUUGUUAUUUCUAAACUUUUAUCAAGUUCUAAUUGAUUCAGUCUUUUGGUUAUUUGGUAAAUGAUUUGUUACAAUGAUUCAUUUGAUCUCAGAGUUGGCCAAAGCCUAUGUUAAGAGUAUUGGAGAAACUUAGUGCUCAAGCAGAGUCCCCCCUUCCCCUCCCUCCCUCCCGCCCGCCCUCUGUGGCAUUCACACUACCCUGCGUAGAGCCACCAUCCUCCACUCUUCUUCAGCUGAAAUACAACAGUAGAGAACAGCAACUCUUGUGAGCACUUGCAUUCGCCCCUCAGCUACAAAUGUUCAUUUGAAAUAGCUACAGAGAAGUUGAGAGUCACAGCCAGAUCCAGCCCAGGAAGAAGUCUUACUUGGGUUCCUUGGGCUUGAUCAGUGUGGAUCCUCUUUGCCCUUUGCAGUGCUUUCCAUCAGUCUUGCUGACAGCACGUUGUCAGGGGUGUUUGAUAAACCCAAUGGCUGGGCCAACAAGGCUUAGCCAACUGAGAGCUGUUUGGGAUUUGAAGAAUUGCUGCAAAUGGAACAGUAGGUGAUGAAAAUUGCUGAGAACACUUAGCAGUCCAUCAGUACAUGAGGAUUGAAGUGCAUGGAUGUGGUGUUCACUUUCAAGAUGGUGGCACUUUCCGACAUUCUCUUCCCCAGUGUGUGUCUGGUUCAGGUCCUUGGUUUCUGUGGUGUAUCUGUGUGAGGUCUCCCUCUAUGAAAGAUAAGUAGGUUUAAAGAAAGGAAGGAAGAUGAGGCAGAAGUGGCUUGGGAAAUUGAGAUAGGAGGCAUGGGCAGCAAGCAUAGGAUUAUGGCGCCUUCCUGCAGGACAUCUUUUAGCAUCAGAUCAAAUGAUGGUUGUCAAGCUAGCCUUUGUACUUGAAGAAGGCCCUCUUACCCGUAAGCCCAGCUUAGGUUUGCCAUCCUUUGCAUCUUCCCCUGACUAGCAGCCUGCAUGUGUGUCUAAAAGAAUCUGUUCCAUGUUACUGCAGCUGUUUCUGGCUCAGCAUUCAGUGCCAGUGACUCCUUGGAAUCAUUUGACAGAGAAUUUGGAAAAACUCAAACCUCCCCCAUCUAUCUCCCACCAUCCAUCCCCAUAAGUUUCAGUCUGACACACAUCUUGGUCAUGUGAGUGCACUGAAGACUGUUUGCUGUCAUUAAGUUUGGAGAUGACUCCUCAUUGAAGGUGGACGAGCCCCUGCCCUCAGAAUGUCGGCUUCUUCUCUGGUCCCAGGCAGAGCCUGGGAAAAGCAGCGUCCAUCCUGCAGAGUCUUGAAGCCCUGGAGAAUGGGACAGUGACUGUCCAUGGGGAGAUGGUAUUGCCCUAAAGGAAAUGGCUCACCUGGGAGACAGAGACCCCCUUCUUUCCCUCGAGAAUGCCGUGUAUUCACUCCAGCUCCCUCCUUGCUUCUGCAUCUUGCUGCCAUUGCAUCGUCCUGGGCUUGGCUGUUCAUAUAUCUUGUGCAACAUAUGUUUCAGUCUCCAUUCACAACCCAGUAAGCAGGCAGGAGUGUUGGAAAACGAUUUGAGUGCAGACUGAGCCCUGUGUAGUUCAGGUCCCACUACUGAGUCUAGCUGUAGCCAUGGGAGGGGUGAAGGGAGCCCCCUUGUGAUAGUGCUGUUGGGCAGGGACUUGGAUAGCAUUCAUGCACCUGCCUGUCCCCGGAUCCCAGUGGCACAAAAACAGAAGGGUAUGUGGUAGGUCUUUGUCAGCGUAGGAACAUGGCAAGAGGAUAUUUUUAAAUGUUUUGCCAGGAUUGACCGGUGGUAGCCUCAAAGAUUGAUUUAAAAAUCACUGUAACAGCACAGUCGCCAAUGAAUUCUGUCGUAUUUGUGGGUUUUUUUUUAAUCUAAAUUUAAAAAAGAAAACAUCUUGAAUGUAACGCUGGGGAGUAAAUGGGAAUUUUGAGGUUCUUAUGUGAUAUAUGGGCAAAAUUUAAUUUGUGACAAUGAGGAAAGACCCUUUACUAAAAGAAGUUUGGCAAAAAGCACUUUAUUUUAAUGCUGCUAACUUUUUUCCCUUUCUUGUAUUGUUGGGUUACCAAGACCUAAGCUUGAUAAUGAGUUCUCUCUGUUGUAUUUAAGGUGAUAGAUUUUCCUGAAUUAGCCCUAUAUCAUUGCCGAGAAUAUUGGAAACUGAAAUAAAAAGCUGUUGGGAAACA